UUUUUGAGCAACGGUAGGGCCCGAGCUUUCAUGCAUAUAAACCCAUUCCCUCACCUCCCUUCCCAUACACAAACACCAUCUUCUCUCAGACACAAUACAAACAAAACGCACAACCAAUACUACGCCAAGCCAGCAACUUGGGGUUCUCAUAUCAUAUCCUCCAACCUCUUAAUAUCUCUUUAUCGUUUCUACGUUUAUUCCCUUUUAUCCACACUUAGCGAGUCAUGUUCAAUCCCAAGCAGCCAUCUUCUUCGUGUCCAGCACAAACCCAUCAUCUCAUAACUAGCCACAAGAUCAUGGAUCCUCCUGAUGAGCUUCACAGAUGGCCAACUCUUACUCAGGUGGUGUCAGAAAUAAAAGCCAUAGGGAAGAUAUCAGGCCCAACAGCCAUAACUGGUUUGCUUAUGUACUCGAGGGCUAUGAUAUCUAUGCUUUUCCUCGGCUAUCUAGGCGAGAUGGAGCUCGCAGGAGGCUCUCUCUCUAUAGGUUUCGCCAACAUCACUGGCUACUCUGUCAUCUCUGGAUUGGCAAUGGGAAUGGAACCCAUUUGUGGACAGGCUUACGGCGCUAAGCAAGGCAAGCUCCUCGGCCUCACCCUCCAAAGAACCGUCCUCCUCCUCCUCUCCGCUUGCAUCCCUAUCUCCUUCAUGUGGCUCAACAUAAAGUCCAUCCUCUUGUGGUGUGGUCAAGAUGAGGCCAUAUCCUCAAUCGCACAAAGUUUCAUUUCUUUCUCCAUUCCUGACCUCUUCUUUCUUUCCCUUCUCCACCCUCUCCGAGUCUUUCUCAGAACCCAGAGCAUCACUUGGCCCUUGACUUAUUGCUCGGCCGUCUCUGUUCUCCUGCACGUCCCGUUAAAUUUCCUCUUGGUUGUUCACUUCAAGAUGGGCAUUGCUGGUGUGGCCAUAGCCAUGGCCUGGACCAACCUUAAUCUCUUCCUUUUCAUCUGUUCCUUUGUCUACUUCUCCAAUGUUUGCAAGGACUCGUGGGUCCCUCUGAGCAUUGACUGUCUCAAGGGCUGGUCUUCUAUUCUUGCUCUGGCGGUGCCGACCUGUGUCUCUGUGUGUCUCGAAUGGUGGUGGUACGAGCUCAUGAUAAUGCUGUGCGGCCUCCUGGGCAACCCCAAAGCCACCAUUGCAUCCAUGGGAAUUCUGAUCCAAACAACAUCUCUAGUCUAUGUCUUCCCAUCAUCCUUAAGCCUCGGCGUUUCCACGAGAGUGGGAAACGAGCUCGGCGCGAAUCGCCCGGGAAAAGCCCGCAUUUCCAUGAUCGUCUCACUCUUCUGCGCCGUUGGCUUGGGCCUGGGGGCCAUGGGCUUCGCCACCGUAAUGAGGCAUCAGUGGGGGAGAUUCUUCACCGGCGACGAAGAAAUCCUGAAGCUCACCGCCAUCGCAUUGCCUAUUGCCGGCCUCUGCGAGCUAGGAAACUGCCCACAGACCAUCGGGUGUGGAGUUCUGAGAGGCAGCGCCAGACCCACCAUUGGAGCUAACAUCAAUUUGGGUUCGUUUUACCUGGUGGGCAUGCCGGUGGCGAUCCUUUUAGGGUUCAUCCGAAAGCUGGGUUUUGCCGGGCUGUGGCUCGGGUUGCUUGCCGCUCAAGCCUCGUGUGCCUGCCUCAUGCUGAUUGUUCUUUGCAGAACAGAUUGGAAUGUGCUCGCAGAAAGAGCAAGAGAGCUAACUUCAACUGAUGCUGGUGCCAAGUCUGGCUCAUUGCCUACGUUCACAAAAACAGAGUGUAACAGAAAGGAUUCACUUAAAGACAUAGUGAUCAGUGAUCCAGCCUCUCUUGAAUCACAACCCCUCAUCAUGCCCGUUGCCCAACCUUCAACAUGAAGCGAUUUAAUCGAUUCACCGUCAUGGUUUUUUACUCCUGUAUCCCCCCAUUCUUCUAUUUCCACGAGCGAGAUUGAAAUGAGCCUAUUUAUUUAUUGGAUUGUAUUGUACAAUAUAAUCAUUUUCUUCCUCACUUAUGCUACCAUGAUUAUCUUUUGUAUUUGAUUAGACUUGCUUAUAGUUUAAAAAUAUAGUUUUUUGGCUAAUUAAAAAUAUGAUAAAUUAA
This is a messenger RNA of Prosopis cineraria, 2055 nucleotides long. Its product is annotated as protein DETOXIFICATION 48-like. NCBI's taxonomy places the organism in Eukaryota, Viridiplantae, Streptophyta, Magnoliopsida, Fabales, Fabaceae. The coding region runs from base 225 to 1829 and encodes 534 amino acids. Gene Ontology annotation, biological process: xenobiotic detoxification by transmembrane export across the plasma membrane. Gene Ontology annotation, molecular function: xenobiotic transmembrane transporter activity; antiporter activity. The transcript has 2 exons. The record is from RefSeq and is a predicted model, not a curated record. Gene Ontology annotation, cellular component: membrane.